Molecule: messenger RNA, 1929 nt
Organism: Anthonomus grandis grandis
Lineage: Eukaryota; Metazoa; Arthropoda; Insecta; Coleoptera; Curculionidae
Exons: 2
Coding region: 200-1459 (419 amino acids)
Source: RefSeq, a predicted model, not a curated record
CUCGGUCAGCAGUUCUUCCGUAGCAGCAGUACCGACUGUACCAAGGAUCGGUAGGUACCGGUGCGUCAGUUCGUAGGCGACGCAAAAGUGUCUCAGUACGACGACGACAACGAAAGACGGAACCGUCAACCGCCACCGGGGUGCGGAGCGAAAGAGCGCGCGCGUGCGACCAUGUACUGCUUGUGACCGUCUGCCCGAAAUGAAUGCCGCCCCCGCUAAACUUUUCGUUCUGCUUAUAGCCACCCUUGCUUUAAAUAUUAUGUGCGGAAUCAAAAUGGCCACCGAAGGCUCCCCAAUUUAUGGGUGGGACCGCGGAGCCUCCAAGGACUACGAAGACAUUUUGGCAGGAAAUGACUUCCUCUCAGUCCUUAUGGAUUCCACGAUGCGACGACUUGGAAAAGAACCCGUUACGUUAACCGAUAACCCUUUGGAGGUAGGUGAGGAAGAAACGAUGGGUACAGAGCCUUAUGUACGUGAAACGAGAGAAGUUACGAAUUACGAAGUACCACAAACGACUGAGCCGAUGUCAGUUGGUAUAGAUACCAGUGAUUUACCUUCUAGUGAUGGUGUGAUAAUUGCUGUACAUGUAUCUUCGUCUGUAGGUAGUCAAAUCAAUAAAGUAAAGGAGUCUAGUACGCCGAAUUUUUUGCCAUCUGAAGAACCUCCGAGCAUAAUAGCUAAUCAAGCGAAGAGCGAGCUUACUGUUGAAGAACCAACACCUAUUACUCAAGACAAUGAUGAACAGUCGAGUAGUAAAAGCCCCGAGAGUGAUUUAAGUAGACUUCAAGCAACUAUACAAAACUUACCAUCUUCCCAGCAAAUAACAUUUAAUAUUCCAAAUAACAAAGACAACUUGCCGCCAUUCCACCAUAGUCUGAUUUAUCAUGAUACUCCAAAUCAAUCAGGUAGGGCUCGGUCCGUUUCUUAUAGCACAAUCAUACAAAAUAUACAGCCAAGUGAGGAAAAAUCUUCUGAAAACAUCCAUGAACGCAAAGAAAGGCAUUAUGAAACUGGCAAUGCCGCUCAAAAUACUUUCGAUGAAACUCAGAAAACUACUAGCACCACAAUAAAAAGUGAUAUCCAAAAACCCACCAGCACUGAAAAAGUGUGGCAACAUCCAAAAAUUUACGGUAAACCAGAGCAAAAUUAUGAAGUCGAUGAGGCGGUGAGUGUAGUGACGAAUGGUAGAAGCCAUGGGGUUCAACCAAGCAUAAAUGCAGUUACUCAGAAACCAACUAAAAGUGAUCAGGACAAAGAUCAGAAAGUCGGAUAUGUGGUAGAAGGAAGGAAUUAUAGAAAAUAUAGGGUAGAGGAACGGACACCAGAUGGUUUUAUAGUAGGGGAAUAUGGAGUCGUAAGCCACGAUGAUGGAUCUUUAAGGGGUGUGAGGUAUACAGCUGAUGGAACAAUUAAUCCUAGACUGAUAUACGACGCUCUAAUGAAGUUUCUGGCUUUGUGAUAACUUAGGUUAAAGGUGCCACGGAAUCUUUGUACUGAUUAUUUUUAGUUCCUCAAUUUUAAGGGUCUCUUACACAUGUACGUACGUAUAUACAAGUUGUCAAAUGUAGUAGAAUUUUAUGAUAAAAUAUGCGUUAUAGAAUUACAAAAUUUGGAGUAAAAUUUAAAGUUAUCAAAGAAGUAUGAUGUAUCAAGAAAAUUUAUUUUUAUCUUCAUGUCUAUAAAAAGCGAAUUACUUGUAAUUAUUAGAAUUUACAAUUAUCUGUAAUCUUCGCUUAAAACUUACAAUUCUAUCUAAACUUUACUUGACAUUUACAAUAAUCUUGAGUUGCCACUUAAAACUAAUAAUUAAUAGAGUUUAAUUAUCACUUAGAAGUUGUAAUUACUUCUUUACGACCUAUUAUGAUUAUCUAUAUAUUUAAAAUAUAAAUAAUUGUAAGUUUGUAGCGCUUUUGUAAUAAUUGUCACUUA